This is a messenger RNA of Dujonia railenensis, 1695 nucleotides long. Lineage: Eukaryota; Fungi; Ascomycota; Pichiomycetes; Serinales; Debaryomycetaceae. The record is from the annotation of a GenBank genome assembly.
AUGGAUAAAAUCUAUUUCGGUAUCUUUUGUAAGGAUAGCCCAGAUAAUCUCUCGCGCAAGAAAAAUAAUUACCUAAGGCUUGUGCCAUGGGGUAAUAUUUCUUCCGAACUGUCGCCCUCUUCUCAAAUAGUCUUGCUAGGCCCACCACGGCCUUCCAACGCACCACCGACUUCCAGUUCGCUUGCACAGUUUUUCACCUGCAUACAGGACCAGGUGGAUACAGUGCUUUCCACAGUACCCAGGUUAACCCAUUUCAGUGUUAUCGUUCCCGAGGAGUACCUAGUAUUGGAAGCCGUAGAUUGGAGCUCCCAUGUGGGAACUCUCCUAAGGCGGAACAGCCAGCUCCACUUUGCUUUGAUAUUGCCUAGUAGAAGCUCCACAGCAUUCCAAUACUGGUCAUGCUUGCAAGAUUCGCUAAAAUAUCCUCUUAACUUAUCCGUUUUUCUAUACGUAGGCGAUCCUGUAGAGCAAACAAACGACAUUUCACUUUCCACAUGGAAGUACGAACCUGUUUCCUCGUUGAUUUUGCCUAUCACCUACUUCCUGGGGUGCAGCCAACAGAAUAUGCAACACUAUGCACUUAGCACUUAUAUACAGGAAACAUUAAAGGAUUUUUGCACCCAAGCGAGACCCUUGAUUAUCUUGAGUCCCAUAAACUCAAGUAGUGAAGUGACCCAGGGGCACAUGGCUAGCAUAGAAAGGCUAUUUCUGUCAUUUGAAUUACCCCCUGUGGCUGACGCCGUAAUAAGAGACCCUUUACAACCUCUAAGAGACGACUUGAGUAUGGAUAUUUACAGUAUAUUCGAACAGGAUGAGACCAAGUACAGAAUGUACGGCAGGGCGAUUGCACAGGCUAUAAUAGACAUACGGAAGAAAAAGAGUGGUGGCAGUGAAAUCAAUAUUGUAAUUGAUGUGCUAAUUGUAGGACCAGGACGGGGGCCCUUGAUCGACUUGGUAGACCAAUGUUCCUCUCCUUCUACUUAUUGCAACAUAAUUGCAGUCGAGAAAAACCCUCUCUGUACAAACUUAUUGAAGAAAAGAAGGUGGACUAGUGGCAGUGUUACCGUUGUCCAGUCAGAUAUUAGAGAGUAUCAAUCUGAAGUCAAAUUUGACUUGGCUAUCUCGGAAUUGUUAGGCUCAUUCGCUUGCAACGAGCUAUCACCAGAUAUCCUAGCACACGUCGCUGCUGAGGUUAUGAUUCCAAGUUCAUACACAAACUACUUACAGCCAAUUUACUCCCCAAUUAUUAGCAAGAUGGUAGGCAAAGUAGAUCAAUGGGAAAGGCCAUACGUGGUGGACAUUACCGAGGGAUGUUUUAUGGAGACAGGGCCCGUACAAUCAGUGUGGAGCUACGAUCAUCAAGCAAGCUCCAAUGAUCUAGACUGGAAUGUCGAGCUCAAAUUUGAACAGGAUUUACCAGAUAAAGGGCUCUACCCUACCCACGGGCUAUUGGGAUAUUUCACAAGUGUCUUAUAUGGAGAGAUUUCUAUUGGAAUACAUCCUAAGCAGCGAGCUAAUAACAAUGAGUAUUGUAAUUCGUGGAGUCCUCUUUACUUUCCGAUUAAGAAGUUCACUUUUUACACUGGAAGAGUAAUCAUGGAGAGAGUCACCGGGAAAGAAGGCGUGCAUUAUCAAUGGGACGUCAACGGAGUCAUGCACAAUCAAUGGGGUGCUCUGUAUACUAUAGGAAAUUAA